Cokeromyces recurvatus is the source of this 1629-nucleotide messenger RNA. RefSeq names its product Rad17 cell cycle checkpoint protein-domain-containing protein. The record is from RefSeq and is a predicted model, not a curated record. Gene Ontology annotation, molecular function: chromatin binding; ATP hydrolysis activity. Gene Ontology annotation, biological process: DNA damage checkpoint signaling; mitotic DNA replication checkpoint signaling; DNA repair. The coding region runs from base 1 to 1461 and encodes 486 amino acids. The transcript is spliced from 6 exons. Lineage: Eukaryota; Fungi; Mucoromycota; Mucoromycetes; Mucorales; Mucoraceae.
AUGGAAGAAUUAGAAUUUAUUCUACCUGAAUCUUCUAGUCAACAUUACUCUAGUCAAGGGAAACGAAGGAGAGAAGAGUCUUUAUAUAAUGAUAGAACGCCAGAAGUUGAAUUAUGGGUAGAUCGAUAUGCACCAAAAGUAGAGUCUGAUUUAUGUGUUCGACAAGAUAAAAUAAAAGAUGUGAAAGAUGCCAUUAAUUGUUCAUCCAUCGGAAAUCAACAACAACCUAUAAAACUUUUAUUAUUAUCUGGUCCAACAGGUUGUGGCAAAAGUACAUUAAUCAGAGUUCUUGAAAAAACAAUGCCACUUGAACUUGUAGAAUGGAUCAAUCCGAUUAAUGAGUAUGAUCAACAUAAUUAUGUAAAUACAAUGACUUUAUUUAGGCAAUUCCUAACCUCUUCUAUACGAAGAUCAAUUAUGCAAAAAGAAAAGCAAGAUAUGAAAAAAGUUAUUUUUAUAGAUGAUAUACCCGAUCUCACAACAGAUGAAGUUAAAAGAACAUUUCAUGCAUCAUUAAAAUCUUCAGUUGAAUCUUCUAUUCCAUGUUUGAUUAUUUUAGUUGUAAGUGAUGUGUGGAUGGAAUCAACUUUUAGCAGAAGAAAUUAUGAUGAUAAACUAAAUAACACGAUUGAUAUUAUACCCAGAGAUUUAGAAGACGACAAGAGAGUGAAACAAAUUAGAUUCAAACCAGUAACAACAACGAACAUGAAAAAAAUAUUGAAAAAGAUAAUGUCAAAUGAACAAACAAGAUUGUCUGAUAGUCAAUUAGUAGAUUUAAUAGAAAAGAGUGAAGGAGACAUUCGAGCUGCUAUUAAUAAUUUACAAUUCUAUGCUACACCAAACUCAAAUCUAUUAGGAAAAGGUCAAAAGAAGGCAAAGAUAAGUUCUGUAAAAGCAUUUGAUGAAAGGACAGGGCCCUUAGAUUUAUUUCAUGCUGUUGGUAAAGUACUUUAUGCCAAGAGAAAUAAAGACGAUUCUUUUGAAUCAAAGCCUGAGCAUAUUUUAAACAAAAUACCAGUAGACAAUGAUCUUUUUAUUAAUUAUUUACAUCAGAAUUGUUUAAACUUCUUUGAAGAUAUUGAAAGCUGCAGUAGAUCAUUAGAAUAUAUAAGUGAUGCAGAUGUGAUUCGAUCUAAUUAUGACUGGCAAGAAAAUAUGCCAAGCACAUAUCGUAAUCUAGUGACUAUGACGGGCAUUAUGAUUAAGCCAAAAACAACAUGUAGCUAUAAUUUUUAUUCGUUUUCUAAACCAAAAUUAGUUGAUGUUCAAAAUGCUCUAUUAAAAUAUAAAAACGAACACUAUUAUCAAGAGGUGUUACAAUCUGCAACUUUAAGAGCACAAUCACUUCAAUCAGAUGAAGAUAAAGAAAUGCAAAUUGAUCCAAUACAAGAUUUUAGUGAAGAUGAGUUUGAUGAUAUCUAUGGUGAUGGGUCAGAUUUAGCUUUAUUCAUGAAUUAUUAAAAUUGUAUUAUAUAGAGAACAAAACUUUAUUUGAGUUUUGAAUAAUUAAUCGCUGCCUCUUUAAAAAGUCUUUCUAGUUUACCAGAUUUUAAGGCAGAUCUUAAUGAAUCUGAACCACCAACAUGAUGUUGAUUAAUAAAUAUAUUAGGAACAGUAUUUUGAUUUGUU